This is a messenger RNA of Scatophagus argus, 5993 nucleotides long. It is a transcript of the gene pde8b, whose product is annotated as phosphodiesterase 8B. The record is from RefSeq and is a predicted model, not a curated record. Gene Ontology annotation, molecular function: 3',5'-cyclic-AMP phosphodiesterase activity. The transcript has 22 exons. Lineage: Eukaryota; Metazoa; Chordata; Actinopteri; Scatophagidae. Gene Ontology annotation, biological process: signal transduction. Bases 514 to 3120 code for a protein of 868 amino acids.
ACUAAAGUAGAGACACAGGCGAGAUUUCAUCGAGCCAGUUGCUCUCCACAGGCCCAACAUUUGAGCCCGUCACACAGGAUGAGCGCGGACACAACGCCGGAUGUGAAGAAAGCGACGACACCGAGCAGCCAGGUGCUUACGUCCGUUUAUUAAUCUCAUUCAUUCAGCCAUUUCUCAGCGAGUGCUACGGGCCACCAGCGAGGCUUCAGACCACAGCCCGAAAGACCCUCGGAUUUUCUGCUAAAUAUGAAAUCCAAGAGCCGACAGUAGCGGAGGCUGAGGAGGAACCGGAUUCACGGGACGCAUGAAUUAAACAAUCGGCAACACCUCACGCCCCCCUCCUCCCCUUCAUGUGCUCCAACGGCGUGCGGAGGAGAGAGCGAUCCGAGCCCGCAGCCGAUGCCCGGAGGAAACAGCAGCCUGUGUGCAGGCAGCUGUGGACGACAGGAAGGUGGUACCCAAGCGUCGCCGUUUAUUAUCUGGGAUCUGACUCCGGAGGCGCGUCGCUGAGGUAUGGGCUGCGCUCCCAGUAUCCACGUCUCUCAGAGCGGGGUGAUCUACUGCCGGGACUCAGACGAAUCCAACUCCCCCCACCAGACCACCACCAUCUCCCAGGGCACCGCGGCCACGCUGCACGGGCUCUUCAUCAAGACCGAUGCGGCCGAGACCAUCCCCUCCGUCAUCACCUACCAGAACCGCCACUCGCGCAACAACUCGUACCGGGACCGCAAGGAGAACAGCGGCGGCCACAACCGCAUCGAGGCCGAGACGCAGACCAGCCACACCAGCGUCAAGGUUUCGGCUACAGAAGAAUGUGUGGGACCUAUGAGACUGACUCAAGAGCCAAUUCAGGUCCUGCUGGUGUUUGCCAAGGAGGACAGCCAAAGCGAUGCCUUCUGGUGGGCCUGCGACCGCGCCGGGUUCAGGUGUAACAUCGCGCGGACGCCUGAGUCUGCCGUCGAGUGUUUCCUGGACAAGCACCAUGAGAUUAUAGUCAUUGACGGACGCCACUCGCGCUACUUUGAGCCUGAAGCUGUAUGCCGGUUGAUCCGCGCCACAAAGCCCUCUGAAAACACGGUCAUUCUUGCCGUCCUGCCACAAAAGCCAGCUGACCAGGAUGAGCCAUCUGUUCUUCCUCUCCUCUGUGCUGGAUUUAGCCGAAGGUUUGUGGAGAACAGCAGCGUGUCAGCCUGCUACAACGAGCUCGUACAGAUCGAACACGGAGAGGUGCGCUGCCAGUUCAAACUCAGGGCCUGUAACUCCAUCUUCACGGCUUUGGAGCACUGCCAGGAGGCAGUGGAGAUCACCAGUGAGGACCACAUAAUACAGUAUGUGAACCCGGCGUUUGAGCGGAUGAUGGGCUACCACAAGGGGGAGCUGAUCGGCAAGGAGCUGACCGAACUCCCCAAGAGCGACAAGAACAGAGCUGACCUGCUGGACACCAUCAACACCUGUAUCAAAAAAGGAAAGGAGUGGCAGGGCAUUUACUACGCCAGGAAGAAGUCGGGCGACAGCAUACAACAGCAAGUGAAGAUCACACCUGUCAUUGGCCAAGGAGGGAAGAUCCGCCAUUUUGUAGCCAUCAAAAGACCUCAUGUUGACAACAAUAAUCAGGUGCACAAGUGCAACAAGGAGGAGAGGUGCAGUGGGGAGCAGUCAGAGUGCCACUCUCUACGUCACCGGGACAGGAGGAAAGACUCGAUGGACGCCCGGUCGCUCAGCUCUCGUGGCAGUGACGCUCCCAGCUUACAGAAUCGAAGAUAUUCCUCCGUCGCCAGGAUUCACUCCAUGACUAUCGAGGCUCCCAUCACCAAGGUAAUAAACAUCAUCAACGCAGCCCAGGAGAGCAGUCCGGUGACGGUAGCCGAGGCCCUGGAUCGCGUGCUGGAGAUCCUGAGAACCACCGAGCUCUACUCCCCCCAGCUCGCCUCCAAAGAAGAUGACCCCCACACUAACGACCUGGUCGGGGGGCUCAUGAGCGAUGGACUGCGGAGACUCUCCGGAAAUGAAUAUGUCUUCUGCAAAAAUAUGAGUCAGAGCCAGCUGGCUAUCCCAGUCACUCUGAGUGACGUCCCUCCAUCCAUCGCUGAGAUGCUGAAUGAUGAGGAGUGCUGGGAGUUCAACAUCCUGGAGCUGGAGGCAGCAACACACAAGAGACCGCUGACUUACCUCGGACUGAAGAUCUUCGCGAGCUUCGGAGUGUGCGAGUUCCUGAACUGCUCGGAGGCUACGCUGCGUUCCUGGCUGCAGCUCAUGGAGGGCAGCUACCACUCCUCCAACUCCUACCACAACUCCACGCACGCCGCAGACGUGCUGCACGCCACUGCCUACUUCCUGCGCAAAGAGAGAGUGAAGAGCAGUCUGGACCAGCUGGAUGAGGUGGCGGCGCUGAUAGCAGCCACAGUGCACGACGUGGACCACCCGGGCAGGACCAACUCCUUCUUGUGCAACGCUGGCAGCGAACUGGCGAUCCUCUACAACGACACAGCCGUGCUGGAGAGCCACCACGCCGCCCUCGCCUUCCAGCUCACCAUCCGGGACAGCAAGAGCAACAUCUUCAAGAACACAGACAGGAAUCAGUUCCGAACGCUGCGCCAGGCCAUUAUCGACAUGGUGCUGGCCACGGAGAUGACCAGACACUUUGAGCACGUCAGCAAGUUUGUGAACAGCAUCAACAAGCCAAUGGCUGCCAUCGAAGAGACCAGCGCUGGCAGCAUCAACAGCGACUGCGACGGUCAGGCCAGCAUCAGGAACUCUCCGGAGAACCGUCUGCUGAUAAAGAGGAUGUUGAUCAAGUGCGCAGAUGUGGCGAACCCCUGCAGACCGCUCGAGCUCUGCAUCGAGUGGGCCGGACGGAUCUCCGAGGAGUACUUCGCACAGACGGAUGAAGAGAAAAGACAAGGGCUGCCGGUGGUGAUGCCAGUGUUCGACAGGAACACCUGCAGCGUUCCCAAAUCUCAGAUCUCCUUCAUAGACUACUUCAUCACUGACAUGUUUGACGCCUGGGAUGCCUUCGCCAGCCUGCCUGGUCUCAUGGAGCACCUGUCGGAGAAUUACAAGUACUGGAAGUCCCUGGACGAGAUGAAGUGUAAGAGCCUGCGUCCUUCUCCUCCUUCUUGACCCGUUCCUUGUCGCCUCCUCUCAUCCAUCAGUCCGAGCAGGGCAGGAGGGCGGAUGCAGCCCUGCGGUGGAACAGUUAGUCUCUUCGGCUGUGAUUGGACGGAGCUCUGCGGCCUCCCAGGCGAGCUCGGACUCGGCCCGAUGCUGGGCGACGGGAGAGCAGACCUCGCUGCCUGACGGAUGCCGAGACGCUGGUUUCAGUCUCAAAUCACAGCCUCUUUUCUUGCGCGGUUCUCGUGGAGGUGGUGUUCUGCCGGUGGAGAACAGGUUGUCAUUUGAGGGCCCCGUCGACUCUCCGUUGCCACCUUAUGACCCUGUUAACUUCUCCUAACAGCACCUGUGUGGACCUCACGGCCCACCUGACAAUCUGUACCAUACAGUGCAACUCACUAGAAACCUGCACUUUAGCUCACUGAGACAUUUUGAACUCCCGCUUGCUAUUUUUGCUUUUUCUUUCAGCAAAUCUUUUCAUUCUGCAUCCGUCUGUUGCUGUAAAAGAGACGAACAAGAUGGUGGCCAAAGCUAGAAGCACUGACAUCACCGACUUCUGGAGGUGCUCGGCUGGGAUUAAACAUUCUCAUGAAGCUGUGAUGCAGUCUGCAGUAUCAGAGACACUCUGGGACCAAGUACUUAGCAGUCCACGUCCCUGCUGGGCCCCCUGAACAGAGAGAUUUCAGAAGGCGGAGCUCCAAGUUCCACAAUCCAAUCAAGAGGAGAACGAGCCAGCGCACAAAAAGUUUAGCCACGUAUACGACGACCAUGAAGGCCUGCGUCUGUGAUGAUCGGUGGGUUUUAAAGAUCAUGUAGCUGGCGGUGAAAAAUCUACCGCUGUGGUAACUUCCUCUACGUCAUCGUCGUCCUUUGUGCGCCGUGAAAGCAGUCAAACCUGAGCGUCAGAACGAGGUGGAGGAGCAGAAUUGCUGUGGAACAAUAUGAACACAUCAGAUGUUACACUCAUAGCUUUGUGACACCAACUGUAGACGUUUAAUACCCAAAUAACAGGAAACAGAUCUGACUUGCUGGUGUCUGAACAGGAAGCAGAAGCUGUCCAUGCAGUAGCGAGGAGCCGUGCUGGACCUCACGUGGUUUUUGUUAAACCAGUUUUCACCCUGCAGCUCACCUUACAGUCAGUUGGCUUCCUUUUGUAAGAAAUCAAGCUGCACAUGAUUUUCAGAGUAUUUUGGAAAAGGCCUUCAGUUGAGAUUUGUAUGGUGUGUCUGCCCUCUGGUGGCUACAUGGGAGCACUGCAGUAGUGCCACUUGAACGGUAGAUCAGUAACGGUUCAUUUGUCUGAUCAGAUCCACAGGAAAUUGGUUAUUACCCUGCUGUGAUUGGGAGAAGCGCGAUGAUUUGUCAAAGUGAGAAAAACUAUCAGCUUUAAUAUUUGAGAAUUGAAUGCAUCUUUCAGAGCGCUUUUCUUUGAUUUUAACCGAUACCAGUGUUAGACAGCCAUUUCUAUCAGCACGCUUAUAUUUUAUAGAGAAAAAUGGAUUAAAAAUGGUGAUUAUUAGUUCCAGGCUGCAGAGCCAUCCAUAAACUACCUGAGCUGCUUUGGUGAAUAAUUUCACCAUCAUGUAAUCGUCCUGUCUGAGUGACGUUCAAGAGUGAAGCAGGAGGACGUGCUGUGUGUGUGUGUGUGUGUGUGUGUGUGUGUGUGUGUGUGUUAAUCCAGGAAACGCACAUUAGUGUGAACCAAAGGCACAGAGAGCUCUUUACAGGUGCCUUAUUCUUUGGUCAUCUUUACAAGAGAAACAAGUCGUGUUUGGUUGAAAUCCUCCUCUAAAACAACACCAGAGAAGCCAUACGUGUUUUGGACUUUUAAAGACUUGCUGUGUGGUCUGUGCUGCAGGUUUCAGUUCACUUGCUGAGUCAGCGUUAGCAGUUCUGUACGUUUUAUCCUCUCCGUUUUGUACAAAGACAGAGACUGAAUCAGGUGAAGUUGGAUCAGAUGUGAAGUCCACUUUGGGUUUGUUAUCAGUCACGUCCAUGUAUUGAUUAUGUGAUCAUGUAGUCGUUUUACUGAUGACCAAGGUCUUAAUUAACGCCUUAAUCUCGUCACGUCUCAGUGUCUGGCUCUGCUAUUGUUGCAAUACACUGUAAACUACCUAAUGUACCUGCCGUUCUUGUAAAUACUCACCAAAUUUAUCAUGUUUGCUUUGCAUUUUACAUAAUGUGCUUAUGUAACUUUUGUUUUGGCUGUUGCUGUGUGGUUGAAGUGGUGGCUCCCAAUCAACAUCUUUAAAGCAAUUUUUUUUCCUCCUCCACAGCAACUUGAAACGCGGCUCCACCUCUGAAUGUGAUUUUAUUUUAUUUUUUUUGCUUGACGAUAAUCAUAGAUUUCUAUUCACAGAGACAAUUUACAGAUCCACAUGCCUUUCCUUCUUUCUGUGAGCAGCAAUGACCGGAAUGUGAUGAUUUCAAUUAGAUGACACGCCUCGAGCCUACUGAGGCAGGACCAGAUUGUAUAACUGCUUGUUAUGUAACGAUGAGCCUUCAUCACUCGCAGCGAUUCCUCCUUCCUCUCGCUUUCAUCUCUUCGACACUGAAGGCCGUGGCCGCGGACAAACGUGCCAAUCCUGUGUUGUUUUGUAUCAUUUCUAAGCAGAACAAUGAUUAGAAAGUGAAAUUGUAUACAGAGGAAACUAUUUUUCAGAGAAAAACAAGUCAUUAUCGGCCGCCAGAACUGUAAUGUGUGUUUUACCGCCUCAUGCGUCGUAGUGAAAAGCUUUCCAUCAGUCACUUAGAAUAUUUAUGUUUGAAAAGUUUAAUUUAGUUUGCUCUCUGAAUUAUGAUGUCUUAUUUUAACGUUCUCUGUCAAACACUGAAAUGUAUUGUGAGACAAUUAAAGCAUUCUUUAAGUAUGACAUCUUUAC